AUGUCGUCACAUCUCAGCAACGAAGAGUUCUUCACCAAACUCGGCUCUCUUCUCGAGACGCGCCAACAGAAAGGUCACGGCAGCAUCUUCCUGACACAAAAGCGACUGUCCGCCCAAGGGUCAUCUACCUCCAAGCCUGCCGACUCUCCCCUUGCCGACCUCGAAGCUCCAUCAGCACCCCUACCCAUCCUCAUUCGCGCGACAGACGGCAACUCGCAAACGAAGGAUCGCAAGAAGUCGGAAAAGAUCAAGCUCAGCACUGUUGUACAACCUGAUGAGCUGGAAGCAUUCUACACACGUUACGCCGAUGUCUGCAAGCAAGGCAUGCAGGCAUUGAAGAAGAGGGACCGUAGCAAGAGAAAGAAGCAGAAGCAGGGCAAGAAGAAGGCUCAGGACGAUAAGAAAUGA
This is a messenger RNA of Aureobasidium subglaciale EXF-2481, 408 nucleotides long. RefSeq lists its product as uncharacterized. Gene Ontology annotation, molecular function: endoplasmic reticulum signal sequence receptor activity; 7S RNA binding. NCBI's taxonomy places the organism in Eukaryota, Fungi, Ascomycota, Dothideomycetes, Dothideales, Saccotheciaceae. Gene Ontology annotation, cellular component: signal recognition particle, endoplasmic reticulum targeting. Gene Ontology annotation, biological process: SRP-dependent cotranslational protein targeting to membrane. Bases 1 to 408 code for a protein of 135 amino acids. The transcript is spliced from 3 exons. The record is from RefSeq and is a predicted model, not a curated record.